CAAACUCUGUCUCCCUCUUCAAACCACAAAAAUAUCGUCUCAAUAUAUCGCGACUCACUCUCUUCUUCUGCAUUUCCCAGCUCAGCAUUGCCCUUCUCGUUGUUUCGUCGCAGCUACAAUCCAAAUUUCCGCGCCACUGGUUUUGUCUUCUUCACUUCUACACUGAGCUGUGUUUGCGAAAUCUUCGUUGUCAUUCGCCAUGUGGCUGCGUUUCAGCGUCUCCACGGCCAUGCGCUAAACGACAACCCCACUUAGCAAGCGCGGUUUUUGAUCGUGGCGGUUGGAAAGCGAAACGCAAUCCAUGUGCGUGCUUGCUUCAGUUUCAGGCGAUGCGGUCGAGGGAAGAGAAAUUAGUAUAAAGAGGGGCCAAACCCAAACCUGAAGCUCACAACAAGAGAAGAGUACAACAUUCUUUUCUCUCUGUUUAGUUUGGAAGGGAAAAAGUGGUGAAAAUGUUUCCAUGCAUAAGUUGUACGAAGCAAACGGCGGAGGAUGAGGAAGAAGGUGGUGAGAGUGGCACGCCGAGUACAAAAGAAGCCGUCAAAAGCCUGAGCUCGCAGUUGAAGGAUAUGGCACUGAAGUUUUCAGGUGCUUACAAGCAGUGCAAACCUUGCACAGGGUCCAGUAGCUUCAAGAAAGGACAGAGACCAUUUCCUGACUUUGACACCGUUUCUGAUGGGGUUCCAUACCCCUAUAUUGGAGGUGUAAACUCAACUUCAACCCCUAAAUGGGAUUUGAGCUCCAAUUUCACUGGUGGUAGCCAAAGAUUUAUGGGGGGAUUCAGUGGUGAUAGGACCCCUAGAGUGCCUGAGGCAGCACCAGCCCCUGAUGUAGUUGUUCAGGAUCAAGAAGAAAACCAGGAGUGGGUAGCACAGGUUGAACCAGGGAUUAGCAUUACCUUUGUGACUCUUCCUAAUGGGGCAAAUGAUCUCAAAAGAAUUCGCUUCAGCCGAGAUAUUUUUGACAGGUGGCAGGCUCAAAAAUGGUGGACUGAGAAUUACGAGCGAAUCAGUGAACUUUACAACGUCCAUAGAUACAAUCAGCAAGAUCAGAACACUACUACUCCUUCGAGAUCUGACCAGGAUGAGAUUACUUCCUUUGAACAACCAAGAGAUUCAUCUGUCUCAAGACUGACAUUUUCACAAGAAAACCCUGUGAUCCCUUCCAUGGCCAAGGAUUGGACACCGAUGAAUCAAGGUGGUGGUGGCCAAAACCUCAAUGCAGGGUCAUCUGUUGAAGCAUCAAGGACAACCACCUCUUCUAGAGAUGAGGCUUCAAUGAGCAAUGCCAGUGAAAUGGAGGCAGAAUGGGUUGAACAAGAUGAACCUGGAGUGUACAUCACAAUCAAGCAAUCCGCUGAUGGAACAAAGGAGCUUCGCCGUGUCAGAUUCAGCCGUGAGAGGUUUGGUGAGGGACAUGCAAAGAAAUGGUGGGAAGACAACAGGGAGAGAAUUCAAGCUCAAUAUCUCUGAAGAGAAGUGGAUGGAAUCCUCAGUUUUGUUUGCUAGAGAUUGUAGUGUUGUUGAUUCCAGUUUAUGGAGUGGAAGUUAUAUACAGAAAACUAGCCUUCACAUCAGUACCAAUGGUGAUGGUCUCAUGCCAUUAGUUAAAUUACAAACAAUGCAAGAAUUUGCUUUUGUGGUGACUCCUUUUGAAGCCCUAAGGGUGUCAAUCUUGCAUAUUAUAAUAUAUAGAUGUAAUAGUCAUAUAAGGCCCUUUCUCUCUUUAUGUUAUUUUUUCUUUUUAUCUUCUUCCGGGAUAGUGGUUACAAUUGUGGUCAUAGUUUCUGUUAGUCAUUUGCUCAUAUUGGUUACUUCAGAACAAUUGUUACUUGUGUUUCCGUGAUUUAAUGCUUAAAUGUUUUUGUUUCUUAUA
Molecule: messenger RNA, 1875 nt
Organism: Cajanus cajan (pigeon pea)
Lineage: Eukaryota; Viridiplantae; Streptophyta; Magnoliopsida; Fabales; Fabaceae
Product: protein BREVIS RADIX
Source: RefSeq, a predicted model, not a curated record